CGGAUUCUGGCAGGGGCUGUGCUUUUCAGUCGGCCCUGCCCCCACUCACCCACCCUGCACACAAAAGCAGCAUAAUUAACUGUCUCGAGGCAGCCGAGCCUCCGCCAGCUGCGAGCUGGCGAGGAGAAGACACCUCGGAGGCACGGUCCGCGGCGGCCGCAGGGACCUCGAGCGCGGCCGGCCGAGGGGCCGCCGCCCGCUCGCUGCAGCCGUCCCCCACCUCCGGACGAAAGCGCCCAUCUGCGCCGCCCCGUUGCUCGGGUGACCUUCCCCGGGUGCGGAGUCCGCCCCUGCGCGCGUCCUCCUCGGAUGCUCUGAAGGCCCGCGGACUGCGCUCCGAAGGCGAGGGGUGUCCGGCUGCCUCCGCGCCGGGCUCGCCUUUGUUUGCGCGCAACCGGCGGAGGCCUCCGAGGGUUCAUCUCUGCUUCACGUCAGCGCCUCUCCUCGGUUCUCAUGGGGACCACUGAAGCCACGCUCCGGAUGGAAAACGUGGAUGUGAAGGAAGAAUGGCAGGACGAGGGUCUUCCCAGGCCACUCCCAGAAGAGACAGGGAUGGACCCUCUCGGCAGCCCCACGGAAGACCCGUCCCCCCCUCCCAACACGUUGAACUUCAACGGAGCUCAUCGGAAGCGGAAGACGCUGGUCGCCCCGGAGAUCAACAUCUCCCUGGACCAGAGCGAGGGCUCGCUGCUGUCCGACGACUUCCUGGACACCCCUGACGACCUGGACAUCAACGUGGACGACAUCGAGACCCCCGACGAGACUGACUCACUGGAGUUUCUGGGGAAUGGCAACGAGCUGGAGUGGGAAGAUGACACCCCCGUGGCUGCCGCCAAGAACAUGCCCGGGGACAGCGCAGACCUGUUUGGGGACGGUGCCGCGGAGGACGGCAGUGCCGCCAAUGGGCGCCUGUGGAGGACAGUGAUCAUCGGAGAGCAGGAGCACCGAAUCGACCUGCACAUGAUCCGGCCCUACAUGAGGGUAGUGACCCACGGAGGGUACUACGGCGAAGGUCUCAACGCCAUCAUCGUGUUUGCCGCCUGCUUCCUCCCGGACAGCAGCUCCCCCGACUACCACUACAUCAUGGAGAACCUCUUCCUGUACGUCAUCAGCAGCCUGGAGCUGCUGGUGGCCGAAGAUUACAUGAUCGUCUACCUGAACGGCGCCACGCCCCGCCGCAGGAUGCCUGGCAUCGGCUGGCUGAAGAAGUGUUACCAGAUGAUCGACAGGAGAUUGCGGAAAAACCUGAAGUCGCUCAUCAUCGUGCACCCGUCCUGGUUCAUCCGCACCGUGCUGGCCAUCUCCCGCCCCUUCAUCAGCGUCAAAUUCAUCAACAAGAUCCAGUACGUGCACAGCCUAGAAGACCUGGAACAGCUCAUCCCCAUGGAACACGUGCAAAUCCCGGAGUGCGUGCUACAGUACGAGGAGGAGAGGCUCAAGGCCAGGAGAGAGAGCGCCAGGCCGCCGCCAGAGUUCGUCCUGCCUAGGGCCGAGGAGAAGCCAGAGGCCGCUUCGGCAGAGGACAGGUCUGCUCCGGGCACAGAAGACCAGGAGACAAGCCUGUCCUGAGGUGACAAGAACACAGAGAAGGACAAGAAAGAAGAUUCCAGAUGCCGAGAAACCUCUGUCAGACGCCCUCUGGCCCUGGACCUCAUCCCCGUCCCGCGCCCCGUCCUGGGAGCAUGUCCGGCUCCUCCGCCCAUCUCUGAAACCCAGCCUCCUUUUUAGCUGCUUGAAAUUUUUUUUUUUUUUUUUUAAAAACAACGCAGUAUUCGUGUGUUCCAGAAAAGGACCUGGCUCUCAGCCCUCCGCCCUUCCACGCCCGUGAGCUCACAGCCGAGGGCAAGCAGCUCAGGGCGCAGCCUGGGUGUCCUGGACGGCUUCAGAGUCCCCUUCCACUGCACACAGUCCCGACUCGAGACCCUUCUCUUGCUUGUCAGCGGGCCCAUGUUGGAGCCACCGAUGCCCACCAGCUCCCUGGCCGGAUCUGGACUUGUUCUUGUGCCUUUUCUCCUAGAACAGCCCCUGCCACUCUGGGCAUCAGGCUUGGAAGCUCCGCCCCCAGCAGUGCCGUGCCCCAGGGACCUCCUGUCAUUCCACCUCGUGGGUUUUCAUCUGACCGGCUCCCCCCCUCCGUCUCGUACAGCACUCCCCUUCUUUGGGAGCAUCAGAGCCUGUCGCAGCAAUGAGCUGCCAGUAAUUACCGCCCCUCCCUUUCUAGAACAUUCUCAAGCCCGUCUAACAUGGGUGCCACACCCCAGGGCAGUCCUGGUCAAUACCUCCUACUGAGAGAGUGGUGUCCCCACUUGCCUGGUUCCCCCCAGUGCAGGGUUGGGACGCAUCCCUCAGGCUCCCGUCGAGGGCAGUGGGCUCUGAACUGCAGGAAGGAAGAUACAGGGUAUUAGAGGUUUGGGUAGUUGGAAGUGCACUUGGGAAAGGAAGUCCCUGUGGCCUGGAAGCUCUGGGGACUCACGUCAAAGGAGGACAAUUCACCUUGGACAAAAGACUUUUCUGACGCAGCCCAAACAGCGGUCAGGCGGCUGCUUGAGGUAGUGAGUUCCCCAUCCGUGGAGGCAUUUAAGAUGAGGGUGGGAAGUGCUUGCAAACUGUGGUCCUGUGCAGUCGCCUCCGAUCUUUGAGUCUCUAUUUAUAUAAAUCUCAGUGAUAGUCGACGGGGAACCUUCUCCGGGCCCCUCCUGGCUCUGUAGCCGGCUUCUUAGCAGCCAAGAUUGUGCUGAGUGUGAGGUUCUCGGCCUCAGUGGCCAACUCAAAUGCUUCUCGACCUGGGACGCUGGUGUUUGGGAGUAAUUCCAAGGACGGGAGGGAGCCAGUGGUGUUUGGUGCUGAGGGAAAAGAAUGCCUAGCGUUUUGCUGCGCGGGAGAGGGUCCUGCCCUGCGCAUCCAGGAACUGACCCAUCGCGAACCCCAGGGAACACUGGGGAACUGCCCCCCGCAUUGGAAAAUGCUGAGUUUCUGGGCGAGAUUAGGCCUGCAUCUUCUGGGUCACAGCCCUGCCCGCGGAAGGUGGGGAUGCUGGGGGCCUGAGUUGGGGGGCAGGAUUAAAUGUGUGUUUCUGCCAUGUGUCCCGACCAGAGGACAGGACCACGUUCCAGGCCCAGGGGUGUCACCCGCAGCCCGAGGCAGCAGAGACUGGCGGGGGCUCUCCAGGCUGCCCUGAGAGAGGCCCCCACCGCCUGUCUGCCUGUGGCCCGGCCCAGACCUGGGCCUGGUGGCUGUCCCUCCCCAGAUCAACACGUGCUGGAGCCCGGCUGCACGCUAAGCGACAGGAACUGAGGCGUCCCACCCCGUGCCGCGGUAACCCAGCACCCAGGGAGGCGACAGAAGGACAGGAAGCGGCAGACCCCAGCCCCCCACACCCAUCCCAGAGGAGCCUGCGGCCGCGCACAAAACCACUGCGUGGCCGGCCCGCUGCCCCUCCGGACCACCAGCAGCCACAGACGAAGGGCAAGUGGGACCCAGGACCCCAGCUCAGCCGCGGCAGCCCCUCUGGGAUCAAGAGAGACGCCGGGGUGGGGGGGGACUGUCCCCAGGCUCGAGAAGUCUCAGCACACAGCUCCAUGCAGACCGGGGCCACCGCGUCCGGGCCGCCUGCUGCCCACGUGUCAGAAGUGGCUUUGCAAGCGGCGAUUGUCUCCGGGGAGGUCGUGGUCAAAACACCAGCGGACCCCGGACCUCGUCGGAAAGGGACGCCGGUUUUCCUCCCAGGACGCAUGGGAUGCAUCCUAAGUCGUGGGUCACACGCCCAUGACGACGGCCAGUUUUGUGGUUUUUAGAAACGAUCCGUUAUGAUUACUGUCGUGAUGUUCAAACGUCAUCUCCAUGAGCUUCGGGGAUUUUUAUGUGGAAAUAAAGAGGGGAUAACU
This is a messenger RNA of Mustela lutreola (European mink), 3884 nucleotides long. It is a transcript of the gene ATCAY, whose product is annotated as ATCAY kinesin light chain interacting caytaxin. Bases 454 to 1569 code for a protein of 371 amino acids. The transcript is spliced from 13 exons. Gene Ontology annotation, biological process: apoptotic process. Lineage: Eukaryota; Metazoa; Chordata; Mammalia; Carnivora; Mustelidae. Gene Ontology annotation, cellular component: cytoplasm. The record is from RefSeq and is a predicted model, not a curated record.